AUGCCAACAACCACACCCGCACCUGACAAAUCGAGGCAGACUUCGGCCGGCAAAUCGUUCUUCGGGAGGAAACUACACAAGGAGCGACCUGUCGAUGAACGAUAUGAGGGAUACGUAGGAGGCUACGACAACCUCGUGCCGCCCGGUAGCGCUGCGGGCUCUCGCUCGUCCCGACACUCGAAACGAUCAUCCAUCCAGUCGGUAGACAUAUCUCACGACAUGGACCCUGCUGGAAUCCCCGGAGUCAUCACAUCUAUUCCGUUCGAGGCCCUACCCACCGACAACAAGUCGCCCAUCCCCGUCGAUUCGCUGUCGAAACCCGACCCCGCCGCUCGAAAGGAGCCCGCACCGAACCAUAUUGCGAAGGGCGCAGGUGAUUUUCAUCAAUACCCCGUAUGGGAUCCUACCGCCGUACGGGACAACAAUACCUAUAUCCAUCCGACAGGCCCUCGCCCACCACCGCACGCCUCCAAUAUGACCAUGUCCGGCAGUUCAACAGGCGACAAAGGCGCGCGAUAUCAACAAUGGGGAAGACCGGGAAGCUCAGCGGCCAACACGGGAUUCAGCCAUAAUUCAUCUUCAACCGUCGACUCGUCCUCCAAUUCGCGCAUAUCUUUUGACCAAGCUAGUGUCCACUCGUCCGUCUCCUCAAACACCAGAGGCUCGAGCUAUUUCUCAUCAGACGGAUCAUCCCGUACUCUCACCACAUCACACUCGGCUGAUCGCAAUACAUAUUUUCCAACCAGCAGUGGCGGCCGUUUGUCCAACGCCCAAGCGGCCUGGCAGGCAUCGCAGCCGCCGCCUGCUCAGCCGAGGCCUCCAGCCCAUCCGGAACAUUAUCUCACUCGCCCGCGGGAUGAUCGCAUCGUGGACCAACUUUUCCUUGAACUCAUGCAAAAGCGAGGCUGGCAAAACCUUCCUGAACAAGCCAAACGACAGAUGCUCGCUUACCCCGCGUCCAAAAAAUGGACCCUCGUUCAUCAAGAUCGGUUGACGGAGUUGCAAGGGGAGCAGAAGCGCAGGCAAAAUGCGCGCCAGACACACGGCCAUGAUGGUCUCUCCGGAAUCCUUGAACGAGCCGACGAAGAAGGGAGUCCUGAAUGGUAUGUCAAAAAGGUCAUGGACGACAGUAUCACCUCGAAGCAACUAGCGAGUUUGAGUGUGAGCUUGCGUACGCAGCCUAUCAGCUGGGUGAAGGCUUUCGUUGAAGCGCAGGGUCAAAUCGCGUUGACGAAUGUCUUGAUGAAAAUCAACCGGCGAAAGGCAUCUGGCCCUGUUCCUGCUCCUCCGACAGGUGACAAGGAUCUUGACCGAGAAUAUGAUAUUGUGAAAUGUCUGAAGGCUCUGAUGAACAACAAGUAUGGUGCGGAUGAUGCUUUGUCUCAUCAGCAAGUCAUUGUGGCUCUUGUGAGCUCGUUGCUCUCGCCCCGGUUGAAUACGAGGAAACUGGUUAGUGAAGUCCUGACAUUCCUCUGUCACUGGGCCGAUGGGUAUGGACAUCAAAAAGUCCUUCAGGCUAUGGAUCAUGUCAAAAAUAACCAUGGCGAAACUGGCCGCUUCGAUGCUUGGAUGCGGAUUGUCGAGGUCACGAUUGAUGGCCGUGGAAAGAUGGGCAGUUUGGUUGGUGCCAGCGAAGAGUAUCGGAGUGGAGGGAUUGGUAUGGAGAACCUGCUCAUGGAAUAUGCUGUAUCGACCAUGUUCCUCAUCAAUAUGCUGGUGGAUGCCCCGGAAAACGACCUCCAACUGCGAUGUCAUAUUCGUGCGCAGUUCACCUCCUGCGGCAUCAAGCGUAUCCUCACCAAGAUGGAGGGUUUCCAGUACGAAGUCAUCGACAAGCAGAUCGAGCGCUUCCGAGAGAAUGAGGCCAUCGAUUACGAGGACCUCCUCCAGCGCGAGGGCAGUAGUAUGAAAGACAGCAUUGAGGGUGAAGUGAAGGACAUGAGCGACCCUCUGCAAAUCACGGAUGCCAUUGCGACCAAGAUCUCGGGCACUCGGGCCCAUGAUUAUUUCCUCUCCGCGAUGCAACAUAUGCUGUUGAUUCGGGAGAACUCGGGCGAGGACGGUCUCCGAAUGUAUCAGCUGGUGGAUGCGAUGCUCAGCUACGUCGCCAUGGAUCGGCGACUGCCUGAUCUCGAUUUUCGACAAGGCUUAACGUUCACCGUACAGAGCCUUCUGGACAGGCUCCACACGGAUGCUGAGGCACGACAGGCGUACGAUGAGUCUCUGGAAGCUCGCCAGAUUGCGGAGGCUGCCAUUGCGGAAAGGGAUGAAAUGAAGGCGCAGGUUGAGCUGGGAGCGGACGGCUUGGUGAAGAAGCUCCAGAAGCAGAUUGAGGAACAGACUGGUAUCAUCGAGCUUCAGUCACGGCAGAAUGAAAUGCUCAAAGCCGAGCUGGCUGAUGUGCAACGACUGCGGGCUCAAGAGUUGCAGCGCAACGAGCUGGAGACCCGUGAACUGUACUUGAUGCUUCGCGAUGCCCAAGACAUUGCCGCCUCCAAUGCCAAGAAGAACAACCUGGGCGAGACGGAUGUCACCCAGAUGAGAGGUAUCUUGGAUCGCGAGAAGCUCCUGGAGAGAUUGGAGAUGCAGCUUGAGAGGACCAAGACUCAAUUCAAGCUGGAAGGCAGAGUCUGGGGUCAGCACGGUCCCUCGGAUCGUCUGCGCGAGCUUCGAGAACAGAUGGAUGGCGACACUGCGCCCAGCGAAGACUUUGAGGAGCAGGCUCGCAGGAACCUUGAUAACAAUGCCCUGGGAUCUGUCUACCGGAAGAAGAGCUUCGUUCCAGAGUCCGCUGACGAAGAACAAGAGACACGUGUGGAUGAGAAUGGGGAAGUUGUCUACGAGAAGGCGCGUCUGAUUGAUCUUCAGCGUCGGCGAAUGGAUCCUGCUCAGGCCACUGGCCUUUUGGGAGAAAUCGCUGCCAAAGUACCCAAGAUUGAAGCGGAAGACAGUGAGGUAGAAACUACGCCUAAACCCGAGGGGGCAGAGUCCGGAGAGACUCCAGAGGCACCAGCCAUCCAAGUGGAAGAAGUCAAGGACGAGAAGCCCGAGGAGAAAGAUCUGGCUGCGGCUGCCCCUCCACCACCGCCGCCUCCUCCGCCGCCGCCGCCGCCAGGUGGUGCAGCAGGACUUACUCCCCCGCCGCCUCCUCCGCCUCCGCCUCCGGGCAUGAAAGCAGGCAUGCCGCCCCCGCCGCCCCCGCCCCCGCCGCCUGGUGCUGCGGGUGGAAUGCCUCCUCCGCCACCUCCACCGCCCGGCGCCUCCUUUGGCCCUCCGCCCCCUCCUCCUGCCCCUGGUGCUGGUUUUGGCAAUUGGCGAGCAAACUACUUGGCUUCACAGAACCUUUCGACCAAUCACUCCGCCCUUAUGCCAUCUAUCAGACCUAAGAAGAAGCUGAAGGCACUCCAUUGGGAUAAGGUAGAUACUCCGCAGGUCACUGUUUGGGCCUCUCAUUCCCACACGCCCGAGGCCAAGGAGGAGAAGUACAUCGAAUUGGCGAAGAAGGGAGUCUUGGAUGAAGUUGAGAGGUUGUUUAUGGCCAAGGAGACUAAGAUCUUCGGAGGUGGUACAGCCGCCAAAAAGCGCAAGGACAAGAAGCAGAUCAUCUCGAACGACCUGUCUAAGACGUUCCAAAUUGCCCUAGCAAAGUUCUCGCAAUAUCCUGCCGAGGAUGUUGUGCGGCGCAUCAUCCACUGUGAUCCAGAGAUCUUGGAUAAUGCGGUCGUCAUGGACUUCUUGCAGCGAGAUGAAAUGUGCACCAUCCCUGAGAACGUUUCCAAACUGAUGGCUCCGUACAGUCGAGACUGGACAGGGCCUGAUGCCGCUGAUACCGAGCGAGAGCAGGACCCCAAUGAGCUCACGCGUGAAGACCAGAUCUACCUAUACACCGCGUUCGAGUUGAACCACUACUGGAAGGCCAGAAUGCGGGCUCUUGCGCUGACUCGGUCUUUUGAACCGGAAUACGAGCAAAUCUCUUCAGAGCUCAAGGAAGUCGUCAAAGUUAGCGAGUCGUUGAGGGACUCGGUCUCUUUGAUGAAUGUCCUUGGCCUGAUCUUGGAUAUCGGUAACUUUAUGAACGAUGCCAAUAAACAAGCCCAGGGUUUCAAGUUAAGCUCUCUUGCUCGCCUGGGUAUGGUGAAGGAUGACAAGAACGAAACCACCUUUGCCGAUCUCGUUGAGCGAAUCGUUCGCAACCAGUAUCCCGAAUGGGAGAACUUCGUUGACCAGAUCAACGGAGUUAUUGGCCUCCAGAAACUGAACGUCGAUCAACUGCGAACGGAUGCGAGGAAAUACAUUGAGAAUAUCAAGAACGUGCAGGCCAGUCUAGACGCGGGAAACCUCAGCGAUCCUAAGAAAUUUCAUCCGCAGGACCGCGUCAGUCAGAUAGUCCAACGAUGCAUGAAAGAUGCGAGACGCAAGGCCGAGCAGUUGCAGCUCUACCUUGAUGAGAUGAUCAAAACUUAUGAUGAUAUCAUGGUCUUCUACGGUGAAGAUAACACAGACGAGGGGGCUCGGCGAGACUUCUUUGCGAAGCUGGCUGCGUUCUUGCAGGAGUGGAAGAAAUCGAAGGAGAAGAACAUGAGUCUGGAGGAGGCUAGAAAACGCACGGAGGCCUCCUUGGCUCGGAAGCGUAUCAAUGCCGGUCUUGCCAACGGUGCAGGCUCCGGCAGCGAUGCGCCACAAUCACCCGUCACCAGUGGAGCUAUGGACUCGCUUCUCGAGAAGCUUCGUGCCGCAGCUCCCCAGGCUAGAGAUCAGCGAGAUCGCCGUCGUCGUGCUAGGCUGAAGGAGCGACACCAAGUCCGUGUUGCUUCGGGACAGAAGAUGCCGGACAUCGCCGGACCCGAAGGCGCGGACAAUGGAAGCACCAACGCCGAAGACAGCAGUGCCAGUGCUAACAAAGAUAACUCCACUACGACAGAGACGGGUCUUUUGAGCCCACCCAGCCAGGAAACCGAUUCCGGGGCGGCCAACCGAGAGCCUUCCACGUCGGAAAGCGAAGAUGUGGCAGAUCGCGCUGCCAGCAUGCUCCAGGGUCUGCGAGACAAUACCGAUGGGGAUCGGUCUCGGAGACGACGGGAAACCGCCGAAGAAGAACGACGCAAGCGCAGACUUCGCCGACGCAAUGGAGCCACCGCGGGAAGCAAAGACAGUGCUGAUGGCUCGGUCCUGUCACCCGUGAUUGAGCCUGCGUCGCCGCCUGCAACCGACUCUAUGGAUCCCGAGAGCUCUGUCGCUGCCAGCCCUCCUAACGAAGAUGCUGGGUCGCCACCGCCUCCCACGUCCUCUAUGGAUGUCUCAUCGACCCUCGAUCAACAUAGUCACUCCUCUGAUAACGAUGACGCCGCUGAAGGUACGCCGCAAGAGUCGACUGAGCCGUCGAGCUGA
Aspergillus terreus NIH2624 is the source of this 5388-nucleotide messenger RNA. Its product is annotated as formin sepA. Gene Ontology annotation, molecular function: small GTPase binding; actin binding. Gene Ontology annotation, cellular component: mating projection tip; cell division site. Bases 1 to 5388 code for a protein of 1795 amino acids. The record is from RefSeq and is a predicted model, not a curated record. NCBI's taxonomy places the organism in Eukaryota, Fungi, Ascomycota, Eurotiomycetes, Eurotiales, Aspergillaceae. The transcript has 2 exons. Gene Ontology annotation, biological process: actin filament bundle assembly; mitotic actomyosin contractile ring assembly; barbed-end actin filament capping.